Messenger RNA from Caenorhabditis remanei, 1107 nucleotides. RefSeq lists its product as uncharacterized. The transcript has 6 exons. Lineage: Eukaryota; Metazoa; Nematoda; Chromadorea; Rhabditida; Rhabditidae. The coding region runs from base 1 to 1107 and encodes 368 amino acids. The record is from RefSeq and is a predicted model, not a curated record.
AUGCCAAAAUUCUUCAUUCUUGGGUGCCUUCUGAUUCAUUUCUCUCCCGGAACCACUUCGAUUCUAAAACAUUCAAUCCGUGACUCGAAUGGAGUGAUUGUGGAGAAUGACAAUGAUGUUUGUGAUGCAAUGUGCUAUUCCAAUUAUUCGGAUAUUGUCGUGAGUUUCGGAUUGAGAAUAGAAAAAAGGGGUAUAUGGGGACUUGGAAACGGAACAGAUUAUGGACUCAUACCGUAUCAGAAAACGUGUUUCAAGGAAGAAUGCAAAUACGGUUGUCACCAUCGUACCGGAAUCCGUGAACGUCUCAACCCAUUUCAAUCGUGUCUCGGUGCCUGUGAAGCUCGUUUCCGUGUGAAUUUCGCAGAGAACGAAAACAAUACAGACUUCAUAAAUCGAGCCUGGGAAGCGUGUCUUCAUGCAUGUCGACUUCCGUAUAAGACCAAGAUUAGAUGGAAUGUGUACAUUGAUCUACGUUCUGGAGAACCCAUCUGGAAUUUCGAAAGAAUAAUUUCAGAUGGUCAUCGUAUUUCGAGUGAGGCAUUGGAAUACGAUGAUCUUAUAAGUACGGUGGUUUUGCGGAAGAAUCAUUUCUUCAUGGAUCCAAGCAGCAAAUUGAGAUUUCCAAAUCUGAAUGUUUACGAUGCUGACAGUCGUGCAAUGCAGACUAUCAUGAUGGAAAUGUUGGAAAAAGUACGUCAAGAGAUCUCAAGUAUGUCUCCACGUCGUUUUGAUGGAAUUUCGAGUAUCGAUUAUGUGGGUCCACGUCUUGUGGAACACGGACCGAAUGGGCCGAUUGUGAAAGACAUCACUGAACUACAGUACCGUCCGAAGGAAGUGAUUAUCUACCAGUCUGGCGAGUUUCGAGAGCAACAUUUCACUUUGAUGUCAUUUAUGUUCGUGAUGAUGUCAAGUGUCAUGCUGUGUGCUUGUAUGAAGUUGAGGAGUCAGUACUUGGCAUUCAAGACGACCCGUCUCCGCCGUUCCUCUUCCACCACUCAAAGUGAUGAUUGGACGAAACAAAUCCCGACUACUGGAGAAGCACCGCCAUGCUAUUCCCCACCAGAUCGCAACAGUUCCAUUCAAUUGAUGAAGAAUAAUUCUAGAUGA